Myzus persicae (green peach aphid) is the source of this 750-nucleotide messenger RNA. RefSeq names its product tigger transposable element-derived protein 6-like. The coding region runs from base 1 to 750 and encodes 249 amino acids. Gene Ontology annotation, molecular function: DNA binding. The transcript is spliced from 2 exons. Lineage: Eukaryota; Metazoa; Arthropoda; Insecta; Hemiptera; Aphididae. The record is from RefSeq and is a predicted model, not a curated record. Gene Ontology annotation, cellular component: nucleus.
AUGGCUCCGGUACGGUCGCGUUUGACGUUGAAAAAUAAAAUCGACAUAAUAAAAUGUUAUGAUGCAAAAAAACAAAGUGUUCGUGAAUUAGCGACUCAAUUUAAAGUUGGUAAAACUCAAAUUGGAACCAUACUCAAGUCCCGGGUAGAUCUAUUGCGUAAAUGGUGUGAUGAAAACGUGAAUGGAGAGACAAAAAAGAAUUUUAUUGAAGGUAAGGGCUUUGAAAUAGACCAUGUGUGUUAUGAAUGGUUCUGCCGCGUCCGUGCUAAAAAUUUGCCUAUCUCUGGUCCUCUCAUACAGCAAAAAGCUAUAGAAAUUGCUAAAACUUUGGGUAGAACUAAUUUUAAAGCGUCUAAUGGAUGGCUAGAAAAAUUUCGCAAACGUCACAAUAUUGCUUAUAAAGCUAUCUGUGGAGAAAGUAGUUCCGUUGACCAUGAUAUUGUGGACGACUGGAAUAAUAAAUUAGUCGAAAUAUGUGAAGGAUUUGUUCCAAAAAAUAUUUUUAAUUUAGAUGAAACUGGCUUAUUUUUUCGUGCUUUACCCAAUAAAACAAUGUGUCUCAAAGGUGAGAACUGCAGUGGUGGAAAAAUAAGUAAAGAACGAAUUACAGUUAUGUUGUGUGUUAAUAUGGAAGGCGAUUUUGAAACACCUUUGGUGAUUGGAAAGGCGUUAAAACCCCGAUUCGACUAUGAGGAGACAUCUUUGUUGGUUGAUGUUGGAGGUAGGCACAUAUCAAAAAAUUUUAUAUAG